Messenger RNA from Pygocentrus nattereri (red-bellied piranha), 853 nucleotides. It is a transcript of the gene siva1, whose product is annotated as SIVA1, apoptosis-inducing factor. The coding region runs from base 116 to 640 and encodes 174 amino acids. The transcript is spliced from 4 exons. Gene Ontology annotation, biological process: extrinsic apoptotic signaling pathway. Lineage: Eukaryota; Metazoa; Chordata; Actinopteri; Characiformes; Serrasalmidae. Gene Ontology annotation, molecular function: CD27 receptor binding. The record is from RefSeq and is a predicted model, not a curated record.
UUGACUCUCGGGAGAGUCGCCAUAAAGCGCGGACUUAUUCCGCGCGAAACGGCGCUGCUCACCACGCCGUCUCUUCUGCUUCUCUCCUCUCGGCUUUUCACGUUUCCCCCUGAAAAUGCCUAAACGGUCGUGUCCGUUCACCGAGUCGUUCUCGUCGCAGUAUAAGAUCCAUGUUGGACAAAAGGAGCUGAACCUGCACGGUGUUUUCGGCAACAAGUACAGGCAGGAAGUCUAUGAAAAGACCAAGAGCCUGCUCUUUAAUGGGACCAAAGCAGUAAUGGAGCGAAUCUGGAAGGUGGAUGGAGAGGGAAAGUGCUCUGAUGUGGAUAUGAGCAGUCAGGGUCACGUUCUACAGCCCACUAAUGGCCAGAUGCUCCUCAAAGGACAGACACUCAUUGGCCUGGAUGGCAAACUAAAGAAAACAAAGCCUGUUCCAGAUGCUGUGAACGCUCCUGCGGUGUGUGGAGUGUGUCAGAGGGCGUCGGGAGUUAGGAGACCGUGCUCACAGUGUGAACGCCCUGUGUGUCUAGCCUGCACCCAGCAGUGCAGCAGCUGCUCCAGCCACUGCUGCUCCAUAUGCACUGUUACUGAUUACACAGACCGCUAUGAAAAGACCCUCUGCUGUAGUUGCUCUUCAUAAGUUGGAUACAAGAAGGAUCGAAGAGAUGCGUGAAUGUGGAUGGGUGGAAGCGAUUGGGGCUUACACUUGAUCUUUUAAUUCAUUCCACACUGUGUAAAUGGAUGAGUUUUUUUAAAAUAAAUAGAUAUGUAUUUUAUGCUUUGUAUAACCAGUUGUUCAUGUGUACAUAUGUAAUUUUUUUUUUCACCAAAAUAAAUACGUGACCUUUGAUAA